Aphis gossypii (cotton aphid) is the source of this 331-nucleotide messenger RNA. RefSeq lists its product as uncharacterized. Lineage: Eukaryota; Metazoa; Arthropoda; Insecta; Hemiptera; Aphididae. The record is from RefSeq and is a predicted model, not a curated record. Bases 149 to 331 code for a protein of 60 amino acids. The transcript has 2 exons.
UCGUUCCGAUCUGUACGGUCCUCAAACACGUGUUAAAAGUUUUAAAUUUUUUUGUUAUUCUUGUGAUUUAUAAGUCAAAUAUUAUAUUAAAUUUUAAAAACAGUUCUAUCAGUAAAGCGGUCAGUUAUAAUGUGUUGAUUUGGAAAGCAUGAAAUUGAAUCAUUUCCAAAAAGUCUUCAUUGGAUGGUCAAUUGUUAUUACCGGUGGUCUUUAUUCGUUUGUUCUAUCAAAGCGAUAUGUCGAUUCCAAGCGUUAUGAUAGUAUGAAAGCUAGAGAACGCAUGCGAUUAUCAAAUAUAGGAGAAUACGAUCAAAGUUCAAGGAAAUUCUAA